Messenger RNA from Schizophyllum commune H4-8, 2238 nucleotides. RefSeq lists its product as uncharacterized. Bases 1 to 2238 code for a protein of 745 amino acids. The record is from RefSeq and is a predicted model, not a curated record. The transcript is spliced from 7 exons. Gene Ontology annotation, molecular function: metal ion binding. Lineage: Eukaryota; Fungi; Basidiomycota; Agaricomycetes; Agaricales; Schizophyllaceae.
AUGGACUCGGCUUCAUACGUCCCUUACCAGGCAUACAAGGCGAGUCCCGAAUCCAAACGGCACUCCCGAAAUCACAGCUUUGGCUCGCAAUCAGGGACACCGACGCCGCCAGCCUCGGCGACGUCUCCAGUGAGCUAUGUCGACACGGACGUCGCUCGAGGAAAGAGGAGAGAAGAGUCCCUAUCCCCAGCGCCUACCAUCAAGCUCGAUCCCCCUCCACCAGCGUCAAACGGCCUGCCGUCACCGCCAGAUUCCGCCCACUCUCACGAUGACGACGUGAAGUCGGUGUCCUCGACGGGCGAGGCCUCGACAAGCUCGGCCACCUCCCCAACGACCAACGGCACGAUCACCAGCCCGACGGCGAGCACGUCCGCACUGCCGCCUAACGCAACGGACGUUGCGCGCCCUACGGGACCGCAGCGGAAGUCGGCGUCCACCUUCCGGCAUAUACCCCUCAAGCCCGCGCGCCCGUCGCCUCUCAAUCCCAACUCGCGCCAUAGCUUGCGCAUCGCGUCGGAGAACGGGGCGCGCUCGCCCAGCUCGGGCACGAUAUCCGAGCCGCAGACGCGCACGUCGUCAUUCCACCUGGCGCAGUCAUCGGCAGACAAGAGGAAGACGACGUUGUCCCCCGCAUCGGCGCAUACGCCGGCGCUGCCCACGACUUCGCCAUCCCUCUCGGUCUCGACGCUCCCCGAGGAGGCACGACCCACAUCCGCAGCGUCGUCCCCCACCCCAUUACGUGCGCCGACGUCCCCGCAACACCCGGCAUUAUCCCUCUCCGUGCCGACCUCUCCACGCUUAGCAUCCCCCGGAGCAUCACGCGCAUCUACCCCCCAGUCGAUCAACAAGCCCCUUCCCCCAACGCGCGCCGCGCCAUAUCGCCCAGGUUUCCAGCCCAAAGGCGUAUACCGACCACGCACCGACGAGUUCCUGGCCCAUCGCAAGAUAGCGCACGAUGGCAAUCCGUCGGUGCCCGGUCAAGAAUCGCACAAACGGAUCGAGCGGACGAAGCUGGAGCGACGGCUGGAGAAGCUCAUCGCGUUGCAUUUUCCUCCGCUAGGUGCUGCUCAGGACGAGAAGGCGUCCUUGAAAGCACCGGCGAACCUGCGGAGACGCUCAUCGUUGUUUGACAUGGACUUCCGGUCUAUGAGCUUCAGUGAUGCGUCUUCGGAGCUGCUGCGCGGCGUACUGGAGAGUAGACAGAGCCAGAAAGAUAACAUUCGAGCGGCCGAGCAACGUAUAGCACCAUGGGAGGACGAUGCUUCCGUCACCAAAUGUCCAUGCUGCGGCGCCUCCUUCCAUCCCCUCACCAACCGCAAACAUCACUGUCGUCUAUGUGGCAAGAUCAUCUGCAGAUUACCCAUCAAGCGCCCUCAGCGCCCCGUCGUAUGCUCUUCCCUCUUCGUCGUGGACCGCGUCACUCGACAUAUCGAAGAGGUCGAGGAGGGCGUCGACUACGGUGUGCGGAAGCGACGGGUAUCGAUGGCGCCAACUACCCCGACGAAGAAUGGGGCGAGUUCGCCGGUUACUGAUGACGAGGAGAAGUUCCUGAAGGGCGUGCGGAUAUGUAGGGAUUGUCGGCCUAUACUGCUGCGACAACAAUAUGAGCAAGAGAGGCACGAUGUACCUCCCUUCGUCAAGCUCUAUGAGGCGUUCCUGCAAUUAGAGCACGAAAUUGAGGAAUAUUUGCCUCAGUUCCAGGAGCUCUUGCUCACGUUGAGUCAUGACGAUCAGCCGACGAAGGAGGCAUCCAUAGCUCGCAAGCGGCUGCUAGAGGCGUUCGCCCAGUACGACGCUCUGGCCAAGCGAAUACGAAAGCUGCCUUGUCCGGGUGGGCCGGGCAGUUCGCAGGACCGAGUGCAAGCUGCGAUCCUGAAUCGCGCGAGUGCGUUCUUGCAGAAGAACAUGUUCCCUCUGCAGGUGAGUUACAAUGUGAAGUAUACCAUGACGGUCAGCGCUAACGCUCCGCAGUCCCUCCCUCGACCCAAGCAACACAAGAAGGCCUCGUCUUCUGCGACAUCCUCCCCACCACCCGAACCACCUUCCAAGGUUGAUCCCGACUCAGACGUCGCGCGUGCCCUGCAGCCCCUUCUCGAGCAAGAGGCGCUCAUCGAAUCCUUCGUCGAGGAGGCGAAGGCGCAUCGGAAGUUCGAGGACGUGAAGACGCUGAAGGCGAACUUGGCUGAGAUACGCGGGGAGAUUGAGCGAAUACUGGCGAAUGCCAACGCGCAUAGGUGA